This is a messenger RNA of Andrographis paniculata, 2301 nucleotides long. RefSeq lists its product as uncharacterized. The record is from RefSeq and is a predicted model, not a curated record. The transcript is spliced from 5 exons. The coding region runs from base 1 to 2301 and encodes 766 amino acids. Lineage: Eukaryota; Viridiplantae; Streptophyta; Magnoliopsida; Lamiales; Acanthaceae.
AUGAUGGGAAGAAAGGGCAGCUCCAAGCUGCAGUCUACAUUCAUUUUGGUUGUCAUGGUGAUCGCCAUAACAAGUACUCGAAAAUGCGAAGCUGUUGCGCGCCGCAUGUUACAUCUUGGCGAUCCAUCGACAAAGGGAGAGGGCUAUGCCCAUGGAAAAGGGCUUAUAGGUGGGCAUGACGACGACUUUCUAAAGGGAGAGAGAUCUACUUAUGGGGAAGAAUCACCGAAGAGUGGCUUAAAUAAGGAGGGUUUGGAUUAUGGAAAAGGAUUGUUGCCGCAUGAUGACAAGUUGGGAGGCCUAGUUUAUGGGAGAGGAUCUUCUGAGCAAGAUGGCAAAGUGGAAGGCUCAAGUUAUGCGAAAGGAUCAUUGGGAGAUGAUGGCAAAGCAAAAGCCUCGGCUUACGGGAAAGGCUCUUUGGGAGAAGAUGGAAAAUUAGAAGGCUCGGGUUAUACGAAAGGAUCAUUGGGAAAUGAUGGCAAAGCAAAUAGCUCGGUUUACGGGAAAGGCUUUUUGGGGGAAGAUGGCAAAGUGGAAGGCUCAGGUUAUGCGAAAGGAUCAUUGGGAGAUGAUGGAAAAACAAAAGGCUCGGUUUACGGGAAAGGCUCUUUGGGUGAAGAUGGAAAAGUGGAAGGCUCAGGUUAUGCGAAAGGAUCAUUGAGAGAUGAUGGCAAAGCAAAAGGCUCGGCUUACGGGAAAGGCUCUUUGGGAGAAGAUGGCAAAGUGGAAGGCUCAGGUUAUGCGAAAGGAUCAUUGGGAGAUGAUGGAAAAGCAAAAGGCUCGGUUUACGGGAAAGGCUCUUUGGGAGAAGAUGGCAAAGUGGAAGGCUCAGGUUAUGCGAAAGGAUCAUUGGGAGAUGAUGGAAAAGCAAAAGGCUCGGUUUACGGGAAAGGCUCUUUGGGAGAAGAUGGCAAAGUGGAAGGCUCAGGUUAUGCGAAAGGAUCAUUGGGAGAUGAUGGAAAAGCAAAAGGCUCGGUUUACGGGAAAGGCUCUUUGGGAGAAGAUGGCAAAGUGGAAGGCUCAGGUUAUGCGAAAGGAUCAUUGGGAGAUGAUGGCAAAGCAAAAGGCUCGGCUUACGGGAAAGGCUCUUUGGGAGAAAAUGGAAAAUUAGAAGGCUCAGGUUAUGCGAAAGGAUCAUUGGGAGAUGAUGGCAAAGCAAAAGGCUCGGUUUAUGGGAAAGGCUCUUUGGGAGAACAUGGCAAAGUGGAAGGCUCAGGUUAUGCGAAAGGAUCAUUGGGAGAUGAUGGAAAAGCAAAAGGCUCGGUUUACGGGAAAGGCUCUUUGGGAGAAGAUGGCAAAGUGGAAGGCUCAGGUUAUGCGAAAGGAUCAUUGGGAGAUGAUGGAAAAGCAAAAGGCUCGGUUUACGGGAAAGGCUCUUUGGGAGAAGAUGGCAAAGUAGAAGGCUUAGGUUAUGCGAAAGAAUCAUUGGGAGAUGAUGGAAAAGCAAAAGGCUCGGUUUACGGGAAAGGCUCUUUGGGAGAAGAUGGCAAAGUGGAAGGCUCAGGUUAUGCGAAAGGAUCAUUGGGAGAUGAUGGCAAAGUAAAAGGCUCGGUUUACGGAAAAGGCUCUUUGGGAGAAGAUGGCAAAGUGGAAGGCUCCGGCUAUGCGAAAGGAUCAUUAAGAGAUGAUGACAAAGCAAAAGGCUCCGUUUACGAGAAAGGCUUUUUGGGAGAAGAUGGCAAAGUGAAAGGCUCAGGUUAUGCGAAAGGAUCAUUGGGAGAUGAUGGCAAAGCUAAAGGCUCGGUUUAUGGGAAAGGCUCUUUGGGAGAAGAUGGAAAAUUAGAAGGCUCGACUAACGGAAAAGGCUUUUUGGGAGAAGAUGGUAAAUUAGAAGGCUCGGCUAAUGGAAAAGGCUCUUUGGGAAGAGAUGUCAAAGUAGAAGGUUCGUUUUAUGGGAAAGGAUCUUUAGGACAAGACGACAUAGAAAAAGGCUCAAUUUAUAAAAAGGGAUCUUUGCGGCAUGAUGGUAAAGUAGAGGGCUCGGUUUAUGGAAAAAGAUCGUUAGGAAAAGAUCACAAAGUUGAAGACCUGACUUAUGGAAAAGGACCAUUAGGGCAUGAUGGUGGAUUAAUCAAUGGGGAAGGCUUUACUCAUGGGAAAGAAUUUCAAGAUCAUUAUUGGAAGGAUGAAGAUUUACCUCAUGGAAAAGAAUUUUUGCCAUACGAAAACGAUCAAUUGAAGGGAGAUGAAAAGACAUGUAAAAAGAAAUCUCAAAAGAAAGAUUCUUUCUAUGAGAAAGUGAAGCACGCCGAAAAGCAAAAAAAAGAUGAAAAUGAAGAAUUCAACAAUGGCUACAACUAG